AUGAAGUUUCCUAGUAGAUUAAAAGUUAAAUUUUACGGAGUUGCUAUUAGGACUGCUAUGUUGUAUGGGACGAAAUGUUGGCCAGUGAAAAAGACGUUUGAACAUAAGAUGGAAGCUACAAAAAUGCGUAUGGUGAGGUGGAUGUGCGGCAAUACAAUGAUGGAUAGAAUAAGUUACCAGGAGUUCAAAAAGAAGUUAGGGGUUGCCCCUCUUUCUGAAAAGAUGCGUGAAAAUAGGUUGAGAUGGUUUGAGUAUGAGAAGAGAAAGACUUAUGAUGCCCUCAUAAGAAGGAGUGAAAGCACCAUAUUGGAGGGUAAGAGAGGCGAGGAAGACCUAGGAGAACAUGAGAGGAACAGAUAA
Messenger RNA from Amaranthus tricolor (Joseph's coat), 360 nucleotides. RefSeq lists its product as uncharacterized. The record is from RefSeq and is a predicted model, not a curated record. NCBI's taxonomy places the organism in Eukaryota, Viridiplantae, Streptophyta, Magnoliopsida, Caryophyllales, Amaranthaceae. The transcript has a single exon. The coding region runs from base 1 to 360 and encodes 119 amino acids.